Moneuplotes crassus is the source of this 1008-nucleotide messenger RNA. The record is from the annotation of a GenBank genome assembly. Lineage: Eukaryota; Ciliophora; Spirotrichea; Euplotida; Euplotidae.
AUGAUUAUCAGACCUAUGGUGAGGCCUAGUGCCCUACAGAAAUAUACAUAUAGGUACCUAAGCACAGCGGAUAAGUAUUUCGUUCCUGAUAAUGAGAAGAUUCUUAAAAGCAAUGCCCCAAUUAUGAAAAGAGUUGAUGCUUAUCUCAGACUAGCAAGGUUCGAUAAGCAAAUUGGAACAAAACUACUCCUUUUGCCAUGCUUCUGGUCGAUUUCAUUAGCAGCAGUACCAGGAGCUCUUCCCAGUUUAUACACAAUGAGCCUCUUCACAGUUGGAGCUCUGAGUGCUAGAUCAGCAGGCUGUGCAAUCAAUGAUUACUGGGAUCUUGAUAUUGAUAAGAGUGUUGAGAGGACUAAAUAUCGUCCAGUUACAACAGGAGAGAUCACUAAGGUAAAGGCUUUAGGGUUCUUUGGAGCUCUCACAGGAACCUGUUUUGCUAUAGCAUACUCGCUACCUCCUUUGGUUACCAGUAUCGGGCUUUUAUGAGUACCUUUGGUUGUGGCUUACCCAAGAUUCAAAAGAUUCUUUAAAUACCCCCAAGGGAUGCUUGGAGUAACCUUUAACAUGGGUGUGUUCAUGGGAUAUGCAGCCAUUAAAAAUGUAAUCAACCUAAAAGUUCUUGGGCCUUUAUACAUAGGAUCGAUUCUAUGGACAAUAGUGUAUGAUACCAUCUAUGCAUUUCAAGAUAUCUCUUAUGAUAAGAAGAUAGGCCUCAAGAGUUGUGCAAUAGAGUUUGAGAAGAAUCCAAAACUAAUCCUUGGAUCCUUAGCUGCCCUAAGUACAGGAUGAAUGGGCCUCGCUGGAUAUCUUGCUGGGUUACAUCCUAUUUAUUAUAUGUUUUUGGCAGGAGCUGCUUCUCAUUAUUCCUGGCAAAUUAGCACUCUAGAUAUAAAAAAUGUGGAUAGAUGAAAAAACAUGUUCCUAUCCAAUCAAUAUCUAGGAAUUCUGAUCUUAUUUGGGUUCAUAAUGGGCAGAUAUUACCAACAGCCAAAAGAAAAAGAGGAGUAA